AUGCUUUAUGAUGAGGGCCAUUGCGGGAAGGUUUACAAGAACGCAAAGGAACUUAAGAUACGUCAAUCCAGGACCAAAUGUGGAAGAGGGGAGAAACUGAUGCAAUGCAGAGUGGAGACAUUUAGUGGGACACAGGAGGACUCCAGUCAGGAAGCAGCCCACAGCACAGGAGAUCUCUCAGCAGUUGUUCCUCCCCGAAGCCACAGGAAAGACUCUCCUAAAGCUACCCCUGGCACCCAACCUACGAAUGACAACACACUAUGGAAACAACUAGACCGAGACAUCGAAAGAGUUCUAGAGGCUUCAUUAGCAGUAACAGCCAAGAGGAAAAUCCACAAUGAGCUGGCCAGCUGUUUGGAUUGUGACAGUCUGGUUGGAGGACUUUGUGAUGACUUGUCUUCUGGUACAGUUCGUCGCUCACUCUCAGCUCCUCACCCACCCACCCUGGAUCCCAUCCCCUUAGCGGCCUCCUGUGACUCCCAGUCUAAGUACCACUGUGACCUGGUGGCCCGUAAUGGCAGUGACCUGUACCGGUACCCAAGCCCGCUGCAUGCCGUGGCAGUCCAGAGCCCCAAUUUCCUUCAGAUGUUUGGUCAUGGAGGUCACAGCAGAGACGAAGGCCUUCUGAAAGCCAUUGAGGCUGGUGUUGACGGUCUCAAACAAGAAUCUUCCUCUCUUCCUGCUUCUAUUUCAGCUCCUCUUGUACCUCAAAGCUCCUCUUGGUCAGCCCCUUCUUCUUCUUCCUCCCAGACUCCUUCUCAUAAGCGUCUGGACAGCUACAUCUACAGUCUGCUGCAGCGGAAAGCCCUGCCCAUCAGGACCAGCAGACCCAGGACCAGUAUCAGCACUGACCCGUCAAAGAGUAUCCUGAGGCAGGCGAGUCUCUGUGUGAGGCAGGUGUCUGGUCCCAGCUCUGGUUCUGGUUUAGGGACUCUGAGGGGGUCUGAACUCAAACCUACCUGGGCAGCAGGAAUAGGAUCAGCAGAAGGUGCUGCCACCUCAUCUCCUCAGAGGCAGUGGUCUGUGGAAAGUAAAGGUGAGGAGCAGGAGACCCAAAAUGGCAUCCAUGGUGGCAGCGUUGACACAGUGCAAAAUGGAUUUAAGAUUAACAACACUGACUUGGCACAAAACCAAAACAGCUCUCUUAGUAACGGAAUCCAGAAUAGCUGUUUUUUCACUAACAAGGACACUAACACAAGCACUAACAGUCUGCUGAAAAAGAAGAACAAAGGGCUUCUUUCUCCCUCAGCAGUGUCCACUGCAACUCUUCCUAAAGAUUUCAGGGAGCUGGGCAGUCCCAAAGCUAACUCCACCCCCAAAGAAACCAAGCAGCCAUGUUACCCCCCUGACCAGGAACUUCUCUUCAGAUCACCUACAGUUGUCAAAGCACAAUCAGCUGUUCCUAAGAACAGCCUCAAGCCUAUCCAAACCGACCAGACAGAGAAAGGCAAUAGGUCAGUGCCAGAGCUUGCCAGUUUAGGGUCCUCCUCCCAGAGUCAGGACGAAGCAGAAGGAGGAGAGGGAGAAGAAGGAGGAAGGAGUAAUAUGGUUAACGCCAAGUACAUCCCUGCCCAGCGGCAGAACAUCAAACUCCGCAAAGGAGGCAGCAAGAAUGUCAAGACUGUUAAGGUGAAGAGCACCACGACAAUGAAGACGAGUCGGGUUGCUGAACACGAUGAGCCUACAGAGAGAAAAGGGGAUAAAUCCCACUACAGGUCCGGUUCUAAAAAGUCCUGGGUACUGGAAGACGGAGGGUCCGCCCAGAUUAAAGUCUCAAAGAGAGCACCUAGCAACGUUCCUGGGGUGUCGUCCUCCAGAAUCAAACGCCUCCCUGUGCCCAUCCCAGAAGGCCGAGUCCUGGACAAGCACACUACAUCGACACUGAGCAGUAUGCGGUCAGGUGUAUCCAAGCAUCAUCACCAUGGAAACCACCAACAUUACAGUGGUAACCACCACCAUCACAGUCACCAUCAUCAUCAUCACCAUGGGCGUGACCAGGUCGUGGUUGUUGCUAAACCAAAACACAAACGAAAUGACUACCGGCGGUUACGUGCGAUCAUGGAGGUCCCGUACGAUGAGGCGUUCAGGCGUGCUCAGCGGCGGCAGAGAAAAGAGCUUCUCAGCCAUUCUGCAGCCAGCAUGUAUCUCCCCUCUGGUGGGCAGCUGAGCUGCCCGUACUCUUACGUUGGAGGAAGUGACUCAGAGUAUUCAGCCGAGUGUGCGUCACUGUUUCACUCCACCAUCGUGGACACCAGUGAGGACGAGAGGUCAAACUACACCACCAACUGCUUUGGAGACAGUGAGUCCAGUGAGGAGGAGUAUGUGGAAGAGAGCACCACCACCAGUGAUACUGAAGAGAGUGGAGGAGGUGGGGCUGGAGGUGGGACAGGUGGAAUGGGCAGGGGGUGGAGCCAGUUAGGGGCACCAGGGACCAGGGCUGUGGGGCAGGAAAUGACUCCAGCUCAGGCGAAGGCCUUUGUCAAGAUUAAGGCCUCUCACAACCUGAAGAAGAAGAUCCUGAGGUUCAAGUCGGGUUCACUCAAACUCAUGACCACCGUGUGAGUCAGCCAGAGGCAGGCAGCGACUCUGCUGCUGCCCUGCCAAACUGGACCAGAGCCAUAUCUGCUAGGUUUGUUACCCAUGCACUUCUAGUGUACCUGAACCCAACCAAGUUAUGAACCAAAUCUAAUGUAAAAACAGACAGUAGUGUAGUAGGACAGAUGCUGCAUGGGACACUUAUGAAGUGGAAAAAAGAUUUUCUACAGUGACAUUUAAACCAACCCCAAGCAUCUUUCGCCUGAGAAACAAAUCCAAUCCAAGUCAUCCAUCUUUGUAAAAGCAUGUGUGACAUUUUUCCAGGCUGAUCUCUGACAAGAAAACAAACACUCCUCAUGGAUUAUUUUUCUUAAUUUACUCUCCUACAUAUCCCGUCUUGCUCUUUAUUUUUUAGUCAGGGGGUAAAUUUUGACGCCUUCAGACACAGCCAUCUGUGCUCACAAGUCGAGUCCAUCUGAAUGGCUGAGUGUUGUGGUAAUCAUGACUUCAGGAGUAUAAAUUUUCGGAUUGCUGUUACAAGUUCUGAAAUAUGGGAGUUAGUCACCUUUCCUCUUGUUUUCUUCAGUAUGACAUUUAAAUGCAAACAAGGAGCAAUCUUGUGAACAUUUUUGUUGUCAGUAACCUUGCAACAGUCCUCUUGCAAGUUACCUAAACCACUUGAUUGGUAAGCUUAUAAUCUUAUCAGCUUCCUGAAUCUAAAUUUACCGUCUGAUGGAUCAUGUGGGGUGUUGGUUUUCAACAACGAAAUUUGAGGAUGCAACCCUAUUGUUCAAGUGGUUUAACUUGUGAGGAAGGCACACCACGUACCACAGAACUGGGUUGUUCACAUAGACUCAGCGUGCAAACACUACUAACACCACAACAUUUGAAGGUAAUAGGUAACGCAAAUGCACAAGUUCCAAUUUUCAAACCCAAUUCAUGAUAUCAAACAAAUCAACAUGGUUGCCCGAAAAGUAAAUAUUUAUCACUUGAAGAAGUUUGCACACUUUUAAACACACUUUAAAGAUUUUAUGAAUGACAUAUUUUAUUUCUAAAUCAAUGGUUAUUUCUUCAAGUUCCUGAUUCCUGCAAGCAGCCAAGGAAACAGGUUUCUCACUUCCAACGUCCCACAUUCACAGAAAACACAGCAUAAGAUGCUUUUGGGGAAACUACUCCUUGUGAAGAGGUAAAGGGUUGGUUUGGCGUUUGGAGUUAGCCAAUCAAAUUGGCUUCCUUCCCCCCUCCCCCUCUGUCUUUC
Molecule: messenger RNA, 3793 nt
Organism: Xiphias gladius (swordfish)
Lineage: Eukaryota; Metazoa; Chordata; Actinopteri; Istiophoriformes; Xiphiidae
Gene: dact1
Product: dishevelled-binding antagonist of beta-catenin 1
Exons: 2
Coding region: 1-2562 (853 amino acids)
Biological process (GO): negative regulation of canonical Wnt signaling pathway; regulation of Wnt signaling pathway, planar cell polarity pathway; negative regulation of JNK cascade
Cellular component (GO): cytoplasm
Source: RefSeq, a predicted model, not a curated record